Molecule: messenger RNA, 846 nt
Organism: Dermatophagoides farinae (American house dust mite)
Lineage: Eukaryota; Metazoa; Arthropoda; Arachnida; Sarcoptiformes; Pyroglyphidae
Source: RefSeq, a predicted model, not a curated record
AUCAUCUGUGAAUGAAUCGAUCAAAUAAUGAUGGAUCGUACAUUUUCAAUACAAUCAAAUGAUCAAACCAACAACGAUUUUGCUGUAGAACAAUCAACAUAUGAUUCAACGAUUAUGACCAUUAAUCGCCAAAAUCCAUUCAAUAAUCAUCAUUAUCAUCAUCAUCAUCGAAAAAAACGAUUAUUUUUCGGCCAUCAAUUACCAUCAAAUUAUUUGCUGAUAAAAUGGAUACUGAUCAUAUGGCUAAUCGGUGGUAUAGCGCUUUAUUUAUUGGAUAUUUUCUUGUUCCGUGUAUCAUCCACCAUUCAAGAUAUUGUAAAUUUACCAUCAGAUUUAAUAUUCCUGUUUGCCAUUUGUAAUAAUUUCUCAUUGAUAAUUGCCAUUUUGAUGGAAUUACGGCCAUUAUUAAUUGUAUCGAUAUUUGUUGAUUGUUUACUACUUGUUGCAAUACCAGCAUUAAUUGUUGAAGUUGUUCCCAAUCUAUUUACAUAUGCAUCAUUAAUGAUAUCGAUAAUUUUAUCCAUUUAUUAUGGUGUACUUUAUAUGCGUUAUCCAUUAUUCUAUAUUGAUAAUACUAAUCAUCCAUACGACAACAUGAUGAUCGGUAAUAGAAAUCGAUCAAAUCUACCUUAUGAUUAUUUUAGCACAAUGACUGCUGCUGCUAAUUCCACACAUAGAUUUUCAUUCAAUUCUUCACCACCACCACCACAACAACAACAACAACAACGACAACAACAACCACAAUCACCACUGCAAUCACAACAAUCAACAAAUGAAUGUUUGACCAUUUCUGGCCAAUUACAACCUAGACGUUCAUGUCAAUUUUGAAAAAAACUGAUUUUCUUU